AUAAACUAAACCAUAUUGUUAUAAAAGGAACUUCACAUAUUACUCAAAUUCACACGUAGAGUUAAAUUUCCCUUAAAAUUAAGCUAGCUAGCCAAUAAACAUGGCAUGGUCAACUUCUUCCUCUACUCCUCAACAAAAACAUGAAGUGUUCCUUAGCUUUAGAGGCGAAGACACACGCUAUACCUUCACUAGCCAUCUUCACGCCACUUUGACCAGACUUGAUGUCGGAACAUAUAUAGACUACAAUCUCCAAAGAGGAGAUGAGAUAUCGUCCGCACUUCUUAGAGCCAUCGAGGAGGCACAACUUUCCGUAGUUGUUUUUUCCAAAAACUACGGAAACUCUAAAUGGUGUUUGGACGAGCUUGUGAAAAUACUUGAAUGUAAGAAGACAAAGGGGCAAAUUGUUUUGCCUAUUUUUUAUGAUAUUGAAGCCUCCCAUGUUCGCAACCAAACGGGAAGUUAUGCGGAGGCAUUCGUUAAACAUGAGGAACGAUUUCAGGGAAAUUUGGGGAGGGUGCAAAAAUGGAGGGAAGCUUUGAGAGAUGCAGCCAAUCUAUCUGGUUGGGAUUGCUCUGUGAAUAGGAUGGAAUCUGAACUUCUUGAGAAAAUUGCAAAGGAUGUAAUAGAAAAAUUAAAUCGAGUAUAUGUUGGUGACUUAGAUUAUAAGAUUGGUAAGUUGGAACAACUUGCAAAGCUCCAAUAUCAAUUCUUUGAAAGCACACUUAACGUUCAAGAUUUGAACAAACAUAAAGCAACUGUUGCACGUAUGACUGAGCUUAAAAUGGAGAAGAGUCUUCGUCUGCUUCGAUUGUCACCGGAGAUGCUUUCGCAUUUGGGAUAGAAUAAUCAUGAUUGUCCAUUUUAAUGUAUGAGUUUUUUAUGAGAAUUGUAUUAAUCUUACCAUUAUUAAUAGUUUCUCCUUUUCCA
This is a messenger RNA of Trifolium pratense (red clover), 927 nucleotides long. Its product is annotated as disease resistance protein RPV1-like. The transcript has 2 exons. The record is from RefSeq and is a predicted model, not a curated record. Bases 101 to 841 code for a protein of 246 amino acids. Lineage: Eukaryota; Viridiplantae; Streptophyta; Magnoliopsida; Fabales; Fabaceae. Gene Ontology annotation, biological process: signal transduction.